UCCAUGAUAGUCAUGUUAAAGAGAUGGUCCCUGGCCACAGUGGCCCGUUGGCGAAUUCUGCUCAUGGUCACGUUUUGCUUCACAUUCCUGCUUUAUUUCCGGAACUGCAGAACUCAAAGAAACCAAAACCACCAAGUUUUGUUCAUGGAUCUAGCAGAUGACUCUAGAUAUCAGGCUUUACUUCAGGAGCAUGAGGAGCAAUAUGAGCAAUAUACCACCAGCCUUACCAAGCAGAUCCUCCAGUUAAAAAAGGCUCUCCAAGAGAAAAGACACCUACAGACAUCUCAGCGACAGGGAGCAGUGAAGCAUCCAGCGGAGGUGGAGGAAAUAGUGCAGACGAGCAACCAUAACGAGCUUGAGAUGUUCCUUCAGGAGCAACUGCGUCUCGCAGAGAUCCAUGUAGGUACAAACCUACCGAAUGAGUAUGCCCUGGUGCCAUUUGAAAGCUUUACACUUCAGAAAGUCUUUCAGCUGGAAACCGGGCUCACAAGGCAUCCUGUGAGAAGCGCUCUUCAGAAUGAUUUGGCCGGGGCAUUAGAAGUAGCACUACGUAUCCUUAAUGGUCCUAAAGAUCAGGAUGACCCUCGGCAUCAUAGGAUAUACUCACCACAGGAUUUCUUUGAGGGAAUUUCCCGUACAGAGAGCGAUAAAGGAGCACAAUAUGACCUUGCAUUCAGAGAGAACAGUUCUUUGGACUUCAGGAGGCUUGUGCUUUUUCAUCCGUUUGCGCCUCUGCAGAAAGUGAAGGAAGAAGCAGUCGACACAUCCAGCGUGCUGAUAAACAUAAUCGUGCCACUGGCUGAGAGAGUCGACACAUUCAGGCAGUUCAUGGACAAUUUCAGACAAAUCUGCACUGAAGAUAAAAUGAUUCACCUCACAGUUGUGUAUUUUGGAACGGAAAAGUUGGAUGAAGUCAGAGGAAUUAUGGACACCAUUGCAAGGAGAACAAGAUCUAGGAAUUUUACUCUGGUUCAUCUGAAUGAGAAGUUUUCCAGAGGACGAGCUUUAAACGUGGGCGCUCGAGCCUGGAAAAAGAGCAACGUCCUCCUUUUUUUCUGCGACGUUGAUGUCCACUUUACUGCCGAGUUUCUUAACUCCUGCCGAAUGAAUGCUCAACCUGGGAAAAGAGUCUUCUAUCCAAUACCAUUUAGCCAGUACAAUCCAGGUGUAAUUUAUGGUGACCAUAUACCACCUAUUGAAAAACAGCUGGUUAUUAACCAAAGUGUUGGAUACUGGAGAGACUUCGGAUUUGGAAUGACUUGUCAGUACUGGUCAGAUUUUAUCAACAUAGGAGGAUUUGACAUGAACCUAAAACCUUGGGAAAAAGAAGAUCUGUACCUCUACAGAAAAUAUCUGCACAGUAAUCUCAUGGUGGUGCGUGCACCUUCACGAGGACUGUUUCAAAUGUGGCAUCAAACACUUUGUUCAGAGGACCUAGAAACAAAACUGUUUCAGGUGUGCAUGCAAUCGAAAGCCAUUAAUGAGGCCUCGUACAGCUAUAUGGGGAGGCUGUACUUUCAGCAAGAAAUCGAUAACCACAUACAGAAGCAAACCAUAUAAUACUA
Molecule: messenger RNA, 1565 nt
Organism: Trichomycterus rosablanca
Lineage: Eukaryota; Metazoa; Chordata; Actinopteri; Siluriformes; Trichomycteridae
Product: chondroitin sulfate N-acetylgalactosaminyltransferase 1-like
Exons: 7
Coding region: 4-1560 (518 amino acids)
Cellular component (GO): Golgi cisterna membrane
Molecular function (GO): glucuronosyl-N-acetylgalactosaminyl-proteoglycan 4-beta-N-acetylgalactosaminyltransferase activity
Source: RefSeq, a predicted model, not a curated record